Messenger RNA from Hibiscus syriacus, 1416 nucleotides. RefSeq names its product calcium-dependent protein kinase 34-like. Gene Ontology annotation, molecular function: ATP binding; calmodulin binding; calcium/calmodulin-dependent protein kinase activity. The transcript has 7 exons. Lineage: Eukaryota; Viridiplantae; Streptophyta; Magnoliopsida; Malvales; Malvaceae. Gene Ontology annotation, cellular component: nucleus; cytoplasm. The record is from RefSeq and is a predicted model, not a curated record. The coding region runs from base 16 to 1416 and encodes 466 amino acids. Gene Ontology annotation, biological process: protein autophosphorylation; intracellular signal transduction; peptidyl-serine phosphorylation.
GUGUUGUGUCGUCCGAUGGAAGAUGUUCAAACGAUAUACUACAUCGAUAAAGAAUUGGGCAGGGGACAAUUCGGGGUCACGUACUUGUGUACACAUAAGCCCACGGGCGAGCAAUUCGCGUGCAAGACGAUAGCCAAGAGGAAUCUCGUGAAAAAGGAAGAUAUCGAGGAUGUUAGGAGGGAAGUGCAGAUCAUGGACCAUUUGACGGGGCAGGCGAACAUCGUCGAACUCAAAGGUGCUUACGAGGAUAAACAUUCGGUCCAUUUGGUGAUGGAACUGUGUGCUGGUGGAGAACUGUUCGAUAGGAUCAUCGCCAGGGGUCAUUACACCGAGCGCGCGGCAGCUUCGUUGCUGAGAACCAUCGUUCAAAUCGUCCAUACAUGUCAUUCGAUGGGGGUUUUCCAUAGGGAUCUCAAGCCAGAGAAUUUCUUACUUUUGAACCAAGAGGAAAAUUCCCCACUCAAAGCCACGGAUUUCGGUCUGUCGGUCUUUUACAAACCAGGUGAUAUAUUUAGGGAUGUCGUUGGUAGCGCGUAUUAUAUUGCACCGGAAGUAUUGGAUAGGAAAUAUGGACCAGAAGCUGAUAUUUGGAGCAUUGGAGUUAUGUUGUACAUUCUUCUAUCUGGUGUUCCACCCUUUUGGGGAGAAAACGAAAACGCAAUAUUUAGUGCGAUUUUAUGCGGCGACGUUGAUUUUACGAUUGAUCCAUGGCCGUAUAUUUCACAUCAAGCCAAGGAUCUUGUUCUGAAAAUGCUUAACUUGGAUCCCAAGCAACGGUUGACAGCCCAACAAGUACCAAAUCAUCCGUGGAUCAAAGAGGACGGUGAGGCACCCGAUACGCCACUCGACAACGCGGUUCUAGGUAGGCUCAAACAGUUCAAAGCGAUGAACAACUUCAAGAAAGUCGCUUUGCGGGUCAUUGCGGGCUGUUUAUCGGAGGAAGAAAUCCAGGGAUUGAAGGAGAUGUUCAAGGGCAUGGAUACCGAUAACAGCGGGACCAUAACGCUCGAAGAAUUGAAACAAGGACUCGCGAAACAAGGAACAAAGCUAAGCGAAUUCGAAGCUAAACAACUAAUAGAGGCAGCCGACGCUGACGGCAACGGAACCAUAGACUACGAGGAGUUCAUCACGGCCACCAUGCACAUGAACCGAAUGGAUCGAGAAGAACAUCUAUACCGAGCCUUCCAACACUUCGAUAAAGACAAUAGCAGGUACAUCACCAUAAAAGAGCUAGAGCAAGGUCUUCGUGACUACGGCAGGCAUGACGACAAAGCCAUCAAGGAAAUUAUUUUGGAAGUGGACUCUGACAAUGAUGGAACGAUAAACUAUGAUGAAUUCGUGACAAUGAUGAAAAAAGGAAAUCUUGAAACGAACACGAAAAAACGACGUGAUGAUGUCAUCAUCAAAAAAAGUUAA